This is a messenger RNA of Brassica oleracea var. oleracea, 807 nucleotides long. RefSeq names its product abscisic acid receptor PYL13. Gene Ontology annotation, molecular function: abscisic acid binding; signaling receptor activity; protein phosphatase inhibitor activity. The coding region runs from base 123 to 623 and encodes 166 amino acids. Gene Ontology annotation, biological process: abscisic acid-activated signaling pathway. Gene Ontology annotation, cellular component: nucleus; cytoplasm. The transcript has a single exon. NCBI's taxonomy places the organism in Eukaryota, Viridiplantae, Streptophyta, Magnoliopsida, Brassicales, Brassicaceae. The record is from RefSeq and is a predicted model, not a curated record.
UUUAUAUGUAGUUUCGUUCGAUACACUUUAGUAGAAAUUGACAAAUCAUACGAAAAUUCUAAAGCUAGUCACAAAAAUAUAUAAAAGACAAGUCAGAAAACCCCAUUCCAAAGAAACAUAAAAUGGAAAGUUCUGAGCGAAAACGAUGUCGUUCAACCGUAGUCGAAACCAUCGAAGCACCACUAUCACUAGUGUGGUCAAUAUUACGUCGUUUCGACAGACCCCAAGCUUACAAACGCUUCGUUAAGAGUUGCACCAUUCGCUUUAACGGCGACGGUGACGGAGGAGAAGGCUCCGUUCGGGACGUGGCGUUAGUCUCCGGCGUUCCAGGUGAUUUCAGCACGGAGAGACUCGACGAGCUAGACGACGAGUCUCACGUGAUGGUAGUAAGUAUCAUUGGUGGUAACCAUAGGCUUGUAAAUUUCACAUCGAAGACAAUGGUGGUUGCGUCGCCUGAUGAUGAGUCGGACAAGACGGUGGUGGUGGAAAGUUACAUAGUGGAUGUGCCGGAAGGAAAUAGCGAAGAAGAUACAAUAUUGUUUGUUGAUACCAUUAUUAGGUAUAAUCUCGUAUCACUUGCUAAGCUUACGAAGAAGAAGAUGGGACACUCUACUUCUGUUUAGUUAAUUAUAGUUAUCUUUGGUUUUAUAGUUAAAGAUAUAUAUAAAGUUAUAUAAAUCGUUGGUUUAGUAGCCUUGUGUUAGUAAAGCAUGUCUUUGGUUUCUUGCGUACGUUUCUUGUGCUAUUAGAAAUAGAUAAAAACCUAUGUAAGAAAUAUAAAUAAUGCUAUUGAAGAUUUGCUUCAAU